Messenger RNA from Diabrotica virgifera virgifera (western corn rootworm), 5428 nucleotides. RefSeq lists its product as uncharacterized. The transcript has 7 exons. Bases 451 to 4797 code for a protein of 1448 amino acids. Gene Ontology annotation, molecular function: chitin binding. The record is from RefSeq and is a predicted model, not a curated record. NCBI's taxonomy places the organism in Eukaryota, Metazoa, Arthropoda, Insecta, Coleoptera, Chrysomelidae. Gene Ontology annotation, cellular component: extracellular region.
CGUUGCCUAGAAAUAAGAAUGACAUAUGUGACAAGACCAAUUUACACAACUAGAAAAACACGAUUUUCGGUUAUAAGACUUGUACCAGUUUUUUUUUACGCGAAGUGUACUAGAAAAGAUACUUAGAGCAGCCCAUAUCCAGACAAGUAGCACGAUUUUGAGCAAAAGACAACAGUAAAUAGGUUUUGCAUGUGACUUGGUGUUUGUGACAUGUUCAACAAUAGAACUUCGAAAAAUGUUCAAAACAUUUAAAGAAGAUGCUAGAAAAUAUAGCUUCCCUAUAAACCAAAAGAAAACCAAGCAGGUAUAUAGAAAUGAGGAAAACGCAGAAGAAAAUAAAUGGAUCACUUUAAGUAGUUUUUGGAUUUCGAUAAUCUUCCAGACACGAACUUCACGUGUGUAGGCAAAGUUAUCGGCGGUUAUUAUGCAGACCUGGAAACGAACUGUCAAAUGUUCCACGUCUGUACUAUUGGCCUACUUGACGAGCCUAUGGACAUCAGAUUUUUGUGCCUAAAUGGAACAGUUUUUGAUCAGGAAACUCGAGUCUGUGAAAGGAUAGACGAAGUUGACUGUACAAAAUCUGAACAAUAUUAUAGUUUAAAUUUAGAAUUAUAUGGACAUAGUCAAUCCUCUAAUAUAGAAGACAAUUCUGAGACUGAACAACCCCUUAUAAUUAAAUCGACGUUACCAACGACUACGACGACAACCCAAGCCCCAAGAAAAACUACCCGUGCUUCCUACUACACCUCACCCCCUGCACCAACAGCUACUACAUUGGAAAAUCGUCUUGCCUCUGGAAACAGUUACCUACCAUCUGCAGCAAACCAACACUCUCCUAAACGCGAUCAUAUUCUAUCAGGAAACAAUAAACAAUCUACGGGAAAUAAUAACCAACAAUCUACUAACAAGAAUCACAUUACUGCAAACAAUCAUCACAUCGCUUCCCACCAUUUCCCUGUCAUUAGUCAAAGUGCCACAGAUAUACGUUUUAAUCCGGAAGAGAUCAACAUUAGUUUACAUCCUGGAGCUCCUCCAGAUAUAAGGACGAAAGCGGUUUCAUACUAUAGUGAUAAAAAAGUGACUAAUAGUGAAAAUCAGUUAGUGGUAACGACGCAUAGAUCGGUAUAUGAUAAUCCUAGACGGGAGGCAUUGAAUACCGGGUCCAGUACGCAAAGGAACCGGUAUAACUCUCCAACUCCAGGUGAUGUCAGCGGGUUUGGGUUUACUUUCGACUCCGCUGAGUCAGCGGAGUAUACGGAUCCUCCUGAAAGUUAUAGAAUUCGUACGGAGUUUAGGCCUAGUCAGCAGUACGCAGCUGCUCUGCAAAAUCCCAACCCUCAACUAUAUAAAUCCAGUACUUUCCGUUCUGAAUAUGCUUCAAGUACUCCCAAAAUAAAUAACUAUCAACAGACGAAAUCUUCCACAACUAUAAGAAACUACUUCAUUCCUUCGGUAAAAUCACCACAGCUUAAUCAACAAAUCCAAUAUGACGACGACGACGAUGAUGACGACGAUGAUGAUGACGACGACAGCGAGGAACUACCAACAGAGAAAGAUCGACAGAGAAUCAAACUACCUCUUCCAAUAUUGCCAACUUUGCCACCUCUGACGUUUAGCUCACCUGCGCCAUUUUCUCUACAACAGAGGAACGAACAAAAGAGAUAUACAAAAGAUCAUCUUCCUCCUCCACGGAUCGUAGUAAGCGCUAGUGCUAGCGUUAGUGAUGCCAGCGGAAGAAGACUGAACUAUUCAUUAGGAACAAUAGAAGCUGCUCAACUGUUUAAACCACCCCCAAGAUCAUACGAUGAGUAUAAAGACGAAGAUGUAGCACUGGAUCCGUUUUAUCUUGAUGUUCCAAAAGUAACGAAUUCACCUAGAAAAAAGCGAAGUGUAGAGAAAACUCCAUCACAGCGAAAUCAAGACCAACAUAUUAAUUAUUCUGAUAUUAUCAAAACAGAGGAGGAAGCUUUAAACGUGCUAAGAUUUCUGUUUGAAUGGUAUAAAAAUGAACAGACUAAUCCAGCUAAAUCUACUACUACCCCUCUUACUACCCCUCUUACUUCCCCUCUUGAUUCUGAAGGAAUAUCUUCAAUAAACUAUGAGCUUGCUCCUGCAACAGAGUCUAGUAAAUCUGAAGAAAGUGAUGACGAUGAUAAUUUAGAUCUUGUUUUUAAAACCAACGAUAGUUUUAACAAAAAGCUUAAAUAUAGUGUUGUAAAUAACAGAGGUAGCUCGGUGGGCCAUAACGAAGAAAGAAAAAGUAAAAUGGUAGACGAAAAAUAUAAUAUAGAACACGAUUUCGACAAGGAUGAAUUAUUCCAUCCUGAGGAAGAUUAUGUAAACGAUAAUUACGAACCCCUAACUUAUAAAGAACAAGAAUACAGGCACCACCAUAAAGGAAAGUAUUUACACGACAAGGAAACGCAUGCGCCAUAUGAAGACCAUAAAAGUUAUCCAUCUGUUGACGACUACAUUGAUGAUAAUAUUGAACCAAUUUAUUACAAAGAACGAAGUUACGAAAAGGGAAGUAGUAAAGAGUAUAUAAAUGAAUCUAAAAAGUACAAUUCUGAUCCUAAUAAUAGUAAAAAUCAAUCAGAAGAUAGUAAUGGCAUUAAAGAUUACUAUGAUAAUAUAGAAAAUGAUUAUUCCAGUCAUGUUGAAAGUAACCAAGAAACAACACUACCAUUUACUACAGAGCAUCCUGAAGAACAAACAAGUACUAAUGACUAUUUUGUCGAGACAGCAACUCCCUCUAAUCCAGAAAUCCAAAACGCUUUCUUAUCUGAAAGACUUCCACAUAGUACAGCAAGACCGAAAAGCAAUAGACAAGAAGAUUUUAGAGGAAAUCAGAAAUCUAAUGAGGAUAUAACAAAGAAAGAAAAAGAAAAUAAUUUACCUGAAAAACUUGUCGAAAAACCUUAUCGUGCCAAGGAUGAUUAUGAUUACCUUCGAACUGUACAUUUUUAUACUUCGACUUUGCCACCUCCUUUUGAAAACACAGAAACUGAAUUUAUACCAACUAUUACAGAAAGUCCUAGUGUUACUACCAGUUCAUUACAACCUCAGACAGAAAAAACAAUAGUGGAAGUCGUCACCACUAUUAAAGAAGAUGAUGAUAUUGGAAGUUAUACUCUUACAACAUCUACUACAACCACAGAAAGUCCUGUCAGACGAAAUAAUAAAUCUAGAAGAGGAAAGUUUAGAUUUAGUGAUUCUUUUACUAAAGAAACUGCGUUUACAAGGAAAAGGUAUCAUACUUCACCCAGUUCAACUGAAAUUGAUUACGACAGCAAUCUUUCUGUGCAAAUGGAGGAUCUAAGGACUAAACCUUUAAAAUAUCAAGAUUACAGUAGAGACUUUAAAUACGUAAAUUCGGAAAUGGAAAGUAAAGAACCAUACUCGGAAAUAUUGGAAUCUACAACCAAAGUUAACAAUCAUAUUAAAGCAAAAUCAAGAAAUAAUGAAAUUGUGUAUAAAAAUAGUAUAUCUUUGUUAAAUGCUAUUAUUAAUGAUACGCAUGUCGACCAAAGUAACGUAGAACAAACUGUGUUUACAGAAACUACUUCAACAUUAGAACCAAAAACUGAAACCACCAACUAUACUAAAAGUAAACAAUUAAUAACAGAUGACUUUACUAUGGAUGAUGAAACAACUACUGAAACUUUUGAUACCUCUACUACAGUUCCUACUACUCUUAAACCGUGGUUGACAAAAGAUUUAAAAAAAAUGAUAGAGCAUAUUGAAUCUAAUACCAGGAGUGUCGCGGCCCCAAAAGUUAAGCAAAUAUCUACUGAAGACAGAACUACUGUUGAUAUAACUACCACAGCUUCACCUAAAAGAAUAACAAUGGAUAUGAUUACAAUUCAAAACGAUUUAAACGUUGCUUUUAAUACAACAGGCAUGCAUUUGAUUGAUGUAACUGUUGAAGAAGAACCCACCAGUACUGCGCAAAUAAGUACUACAGAAGAAGUGCCAACAACGACGACACAGGAAUAUUUCGAAGUAACUAAACAAAGAGAUAGUAAUUUGCUAACCGAAACAGAAGCCACCAAGACCUUGCAUGAUAAGGAGAUAUUACCUGAUACAACAACUGAUAUAACACAAUCAACUGAAAGUGAUAGUACCAUUAGUAAUACUCCAGACACUACGACCAUAACACCAGAUGUAACUACUGACAAAGACAAAUAUACACAAAUACCAACAACUUUAGAGCAAACAACAAUGGAAUCGACCACUCUUGAAGAAGUUUCAACGGAAGCUACUACAGAAUUUACAACAGAAUAUACCACUACCUUAAAACCCAAAAGACGUGGGGGUAAACCUACGAGAAGAAGGCCUCAAAGUUAUCAAAGGUCGGGAUAUAGGCAUAGGUUUGGUUCAAGUACAUUUACCAAAAGACCAAGGAAACCAACUAUUGAGGAUGCAGUUGUCGAGGUUCUUAGUAGGACAGACAAAGAAACUACAACCGAGAGUUUCAAGAACACCGGAAAUAAAAAGGAUUAUGAACUAACUGACUACCCCUUGCGAAAAUCAGUAAAUCCCACACAAGCUGAGAGAACGACAGUCACCACACCUGUUACGAAAACGUACCCCCCACGACAGUUUUUCUUCAAUUGCUUCGGAAAAGUGGUAGAUAAAUUUUAUCCAGAUGUAAGAGACUGUAGAUUGUUCCAUUAUUGCACUCAAGGAUACAGCAAAAAUCAGUUAUUAGACUUGAAGUUUGUUUGUGACCUGAACACGUAUUUCGAUGAUGAGAAGUUGAUUUGUACAAAGACGAAACCUACACGAUGUUUGUAAAUAUUAAGUAGUUACAUAUUUUGUAUUUUAAAUCGACUAAAGAGUAUUUUUCUAAACGGUAAUAAUGGAAGUAUAGACUAGUAGCCAGAAAAAUGAUUACAGAUAUAAAAGACAUCGAUCAAUUCGGCUGCAAAAUAAGAAAAAACACCUUACCUUGUCUCUUUUUUGUGAGUUUGAUGGCCUUGGCCAAGCAAAUUAGCCAGACAUUUUGAUAUUUACCUUUUCUUGGUUGACUAGAUUGACAUUUUUUAAACUAAUUUGGAAAAAAAUGUGGCUUAUAUCCUUUUACAUGAAAAAUAAAGUCUAAAUGUAAAAUUAGCCAGGCAUUUUGACAUUUACCUUCCCUUGGUUGACUAGAUUGAUCUUUUUUUAAAUGUAUAUGGAAAAAAUGUGGCUUUUAUCCUUUUACAUGAAAAAUAAAGGCUAAAUGUAAAACAGGAAACCUAAAUUUGAUGAUCAAGGAAAACUUAGUGGCCAUCACUUAAUGGAUAGUCUUCAUUGAAAUUCUCGAUAUCUAUUGGUAAUUCCCAUCUUGAUUGACCAUUUUUUGCGCAAAUAUCCAAAAAAAGCCGUAUAUAGUUUUAUUAGGGUUCCAUGUUAAAAAAAGUGGGAUAACCUGGGUGGAUACUGG